This is a messenger RNA of Prinia subflava (tawny-flanked prinia), 4872 nucleotides long. It is a transcript of the gene SUSD3, whose product is annotated as sushi domain containing 3. Lineage: Eukaryota; Metazoa; Chordata; Aves; Passeriformes; Cisticolidae. The record is from RefSeq and is a predicted model, not a curated record. Bases 136 to 933 code for a protein of 265 amino acids. Gene Ontology annotation, cellular component: plasma membrane. The transcript is spliced from 5 exons.
GGGGCGGGCGCCCGGCGGGGCUCCCCGGGACGGGCCGAGCUGUGCCGCUCCCCCCGGGCCGGCCCCGGCGAGGGCGGGCCGAGGCGGGCGGGUGCGGCGCACCUGCCGGGCGGCUCGGCGGGGCUCGGCGGAGCCAUGCCGGCAGCCACCGCGCCCGGGCUGGACGCGCCGCGCACUCCCGCGCUAGGGCGGGACGGCGGCGGGCCCCGCGGAUACACAGGGCAGUGCAGCCGCCUCGUCCCACCCCAGCUCGGCUCGCUCCAGGUCCUGCAGGGCAGCGGCACCGAUGUGGGCACCGUGGUCACCUUCCAGUGCUCGGCCGAGCACCAGCUGGAGGGAGCGGGCAUCGUCACCUGCGUUUGGAACGGGAACAGCACGCAGUGGACAGCCGGAGUGCCCUCCUGCAAGCCCAUAUCAAAAUACGAGACUUUUGGCUUUAAGGUCGCAGUGAUUGCCUCCAUUGUGAGCUGUGCUGUCAUUCUGCUGAUGUCCAUGGCUUUCUUAACUUGCUGUCUGAUCAAGUGUGUGAAGAAAAGUGAGAGGAGGAGAACUCAAAGAGAAAUGCAGCUGUGGUACCAGCUAAGGACUGAAGAACUAGAGCACAUGCAAGCUGCUUACUUUGGUUUUAAGGGAAGAAACAAUAACAACAACAAUAAGAAACUCAGGAAUACAUCUGUAUUUGGUGAUGUGACUAACAUGGCAUAUGAUAACCAAGGCUUCUACAGGUCCCAGGAGGAAUGGGCUCGGGAUGUGGUAGUUCCUGGGUGUUGCAAAGACAGCAGUCACCUGCUGGAGGCAGCCAGGAGCAGCGGUGGGACACACGCGGGGCCCAGGCACGGCGCUGCGCUGCAGACCGUGAGCUCCUCACACCUUGUUGAAGUCUACAGCCAUAAGGAAAGAUACAACAAACCAACCUGUCAGAUACCUGGAUAGCUGCUGUCUGAAAUGCAACUGCUUCUCUGGACCAAAAUGAAAUUUUGGUAUUAAUAUGUGCCUUAAUGACAACAUAGAAAAUUCGUUAUUCAUAUGAAUUGUAAGUUUUCUAUAUUCCAAGAUGGUUAUUUAACAGAAAUGCUUGAAGGUCUGAUACAAAUAAAGAUAUGAAUGUUAGGGCUGUCAAUCCAGAGCUGCUCUCUGCAGUGUGCUGUGCAGUGUGACCGUGACAGAAGCAUAAUGUCCUUCUGCACAGCUGGAGAGGUGGAACCCAGUUUGCAUAUUUGCCUCAUAUGAAGUUGCUGAUAAUAAAUGACACCCCCUCAGAUUCCAGUCUUCUCUGAACCAGUGGGUUUUGUAAGAAUUUCAGAAAGGAAACUCCCCCAUAUUUUUACAAACUAGCAUGACAGAACUACAAAAAAGUCUGGUUUUAAUUAAAUGCCCCAUUAUUUUAUAUCAGGAAGGUCUUUAAUUCACCUGCUCUGUGUUUAGAGAGCAUGUGCAGCAAAGGCCCGUCUGCAGGUCUGCCAGCCUGUGGGAGAGGAGAUGGCACAUGGAGGGAUGGGAUGUUGUGCUGUGGUGCACCUUGGGCCCCUACCAGUGACCUCCUGUAGCUUCUACAGGUGUCCCAGUGCGAGAUGCAGCCUUCCUGGAGCAGCCAGCUCGGGGUCGCUGCAGCAUCGUCCCUGUGAGAGCUCUCUAAAGGGCUGAGGUAGCUUUUGAAAGCCUGCCUUCUUUUCCUGUUGUUAAUCUGUUCUUCAUGUGGGGAAACAAGGUGGGUUUUUUUCUUGUUUUGUCCCUUUUGAAUAGUUAAGUAACUGAUAUGGCUCUUUUUCUACUGUUUAUAUGCAAAUAGAUGUAUAUCCUACUUAUAAUUAUUUUUGUUCAUGUUGAAGCCUUACUUAAUACUGUCAUCAGCUGUUUAAUGGGUAUCUCUCUCAUGGAUAGAAACAUGACCUUAUAGCAAGCUGCAGUAAUUGUUUUAUGGUAUAUCCUCUUGGUAUGAAUCAGGUGUCCUCUCAUGACCUGCAGUUCUGAAGCUUCAGUUUUGAAAUUCAAAUUACUGUAGCUUGCUGGCAAAUGCCCUCUUCUAUCCUGGUGAUACGCUGCAGAGAUCAAAAACACGUGCUUGAAAUUCAGUAACAUGGAAGUUGGAGCAAAAGAGCUUUUUUCUUAUUUCUAAUAAGCUCAGUUCUGCUGUACCAUACACCAGGGUGCACCUUGCAACAUGUUUCUUGCUAUGCACUGCAAAAAGGAGAAGGGAUGUACUUCCCAUCACUCCACCCAGUUAAGUUUCAAUUCAUCCAAUUAAUACUAGCCAGGGUUUAUCAGGACAUAGUUGUGCUGUGAACUAUUUUGUGUGCAGUUUUCUGCCCCCUGUCAGACCCAGACAGCUUCUGUACCCAGCAGUGUGGGCAGCAGGUCAAGGCAGGUGGUUCUGGCCCUCUGCUCUGCUCUGAUGUCAUCUGAAGCGGUGUCCAGCUCUGGGGCCCCAGCAUAGGAAGGACAUGGAGCUGCUGGAGUGAUCCAGAGGAGGCCACAGAGCUGCUCCCAGGGCUGGAGCCAGGCUGGGAGAGCUGGGAGUGCUCACCUGGAGAGGAGAAGGCUCCAGGGAGAGCUCAGAGACCCUUCCAGGGCCUAAAGGGGCUCCAGGAGAGCUGGAGAGGGGCUGGGGACAAGGGAGAAUGGCUUCCCACUGCCAGACAGUUAGAUGGGAUACAGGAAAGAAGGUCUUGGCUAUGAGGGUGGUGAGGGCCUGGCCCUUAGGAAAUGGGAAAGGGCAAAUCUAACUUUAAUAAAGGGAGAGAAGAGUGCCAGAAUGGAAGGGUUUCUCUGAUCCCCAGAUACGCAGGACAAAUGGUUAAACAAUUCCUUCACGAAGAUACAUCUCAACCUAGGAUUAAAAAGUUAUAGGCAUGGGAGGGAGAUAUUCUGUCCUACUGGCAAUAUUAUGCUUAAGGUACACAUGUGAAGGGUGGACAAGAUAUCCUUGAUCCUGCCUCUCUGCAGCUCCUUUGAAUUUCCUUCUUCCCAUCUCUGUGGGAAUGAACUAAAUCAUGAAUUCCAUGAUUUAGUUCCCUGGUGUAUUAAUUUCAUUAUGUGGCUUUAAACUGCAAUAGUAUGACUGCAAGUGAAAUAAAUUUCCUGUUGGGAUGUUUGGGUCAGCAGUUUGUGUGAGCAGACAGCCUGGCUCCUGUUCUGCAUGAGGUGAAGCUGACUAAUGUUGGAUAGGACAAAGUGCACGCUGGAGCUGCCAGGGAUGCUGGCAGCCAUAGAAAACACUCCUGAAGGCAGGUAAAUUCACUGUCCCUGUGCCGGAGCACUACAUGACUACCAUUUAUUUGGGCAGCUAAAGCAAGAGGCAACAAAGUUACACCAAGAUAAGGAUGCAACACCCAAACUGUUUGUAUGAGAUUUGUGGCUUGUUUCCCUCUGGGACUGUGCUUAGUCCUGAUGGCUGCGCCCCCUGGGGUCAGCUUUAUUGCCAAACAUAACAUAAUUUAUUGUCAGAAGGGAAGUAAGUGCUGUACAGGAAGUAGAUGAAAGCAGCUGAGACUCUAAAAUAGACAUUUAAAACCUUGUAACCCUUAAAUGAUAGCUAGCCAGUGGUUCCAGCUGGAUUCAAGCUCCUAUUUCUGCUAUAGAACACUUGCAUUUCCUUGUGUAUUUUAUGAAAAUAAUGGCUUGCACACUGCUCACAGAAGUGUUUUCCACAGGACACAUGUUGUCAUUCAGGUUUUGAAAGGCAGAGGAUCUAAGGGAACCUCCCUUAGAAUGGAGAAUACAAACCCCCUCCCUCCAAAUUAUUAUAAUUCUGAAAUUAAGGGGGCUUUCAGGCAAAGAUAUGGGAAUAGGAAAAACAGUUCUUUACUAGGAAUAUUAAAAAUACAAAUGUAGUAGUACCAAAAACACAAGCAAACAAAAAACCCCUAGAAAUACUGACAGUCAGAAUGUGAACUGACACCCUGUUGGUCAGGGUAUUGGGAACAGCCCAGUUAAGCCCUCCUGGUGUGACAGAUGUGGUUCUGUUGGAGUAGAGAUGAUCCUGUAGAAAGGGUCCAGUGGUGGUGAGAUGGGUCCAGCCUUCCUCUGGGAAUCCAGUGCAAACAGGCUGUCCUGGUGUUCUGGAUCUCAGGUUUUAGCCAGGUAGGAAUGCUGGGCUCCUCCCACUGGGUGGAGCAUCUCCACAAUGUAAUUUUAUCAGUCAUGUGGUGAGCAUUAUUGGCCCAUUAACAGAAGAUAUUCCCCCUGGAUGGAAGAGGUAAGGAACAUUGCUCCACCUGGUUUUAACAGCUGGCCCAUUAAGAGAAGGCACCCACCUCCUCCCCCCUGGAGUUAUGAGGAAUGGGUUAUACAAGACAUAAAGAAAAACACUUCCCAAACCGCUUUCAACAGAUGGCAAAUAGAAUACACAUUUUUAGUUACAUAUUGCAAGCCAAGAUAGUUGUAUCUAUGAGCUUGAGUCUGCAGUGGCUUCUAACCCGUGCCCAGUAUUGGCCUUUACUUCACACAGGCUGUGGGUUUCAUGCUAGCUGCACACCAUCCUCUCCAUCAUUCCCGACUCUGGGGGUCAGAUGGUGCCUGGAGCUGGCACAGGGAUGACUUCCACGUGAGGACUUUGUUCCCUUCCCACAGCUCUGCAGAAUGUCAGUUUGCCAAAUCUGUCAACUAUUUAUUUACUCACCUAUUUUAAGGGGAGGAUGCUCUAAAAGCUUUGCUUUCUGUCUUCAAAGAAUUCAAUUGUCUGGAUUUAAAAAAAUAAUUAGUUGAGUAUUUUUUCUCAUGUGUACAAUUUGAUUUGUGCUUUACAAGGCAUAAGAUAAGGAGCCAAGUGCAGUAUUGAACAUGUUUGUGGAGCUGGCUGUUCACUCUCCAGAAUCUCUGCAAUAUUUGCCAGGACUAUUUGUGAUCAGUGCACAUUGACCCAUUCUACAUGCC